Molecule: messenger RNA, 996 nt
Organism: Mya arenaria
Lineage: Eukaryota; Metazoa; Mollusca; Bivalvia; Myida; Myidae
Product: cadherin-23-like
Exons: 6
Coding region: 1-996 (331 amino acids)
Biological process (GO): homophilic cell-cell adhesion
Cellular component (GO): membrane
Molecular function (GO): calcium ion binding
Source: RefSeq, a predicted model, not a curated record
AUGAAAAAAGGAACUUAUAUAAACGCAGAUUUCGCGUAUAUGAUGAACGAGCCUAACUACGUCAUCGACUGUUGCGGCGUCGUAGAAAAGUGGGAGGCGUUUUUUGACAACGUAAACACCGCCCGUACCGUCUACUUCCAAAUAUGGCGGCCAACCAGCGGAGACAGUUUCCAGCUUGUCGGACAGAACGCCAUCAGCGUUUAUAACGACCCUUUCUUUACUGGAACUAUGUCUGCGACUGUGUCCAACGUUGUGGCUAUAGGGACGACCUUGGAAACCAUUUCGGUGUCAGACAAUGACCUUGAUGACAUCAGCACGCUCACCGUUACCAUGGUAUCAAACUCUAGAUACAGCUUCGAUACAUCCACAAAGGUUCUGACGACGGUCGCUAGUUUAUUGGCGUUAGGCGGAUCUGAAAGCAAGCUGACUUUCAAAGUGGCGGACCAGUGCUCCAACACUGUCACGGUGACCUUCACCGUCACAAUCACCAACGACCCUCCAGAAAUACACAAUCUUCCGAGCUCCGUCUCUAUAAGCGAGGAUGUGACGUCAGAGACGCUACUGUACGUCAUCAACGCGACAGACACAGGUGGUGAGGUCACUUGUGAUUUUGCAGCCAGCGUCCCGGCAUCAUACCCGUUCAUUAUUAAGCAAGUGGCUGCCUCUUCAGAUUAUGGCAUAUACAGCGAGAUCAACCCCGGAUUUAGCUACAACACAAAGAGCAGUUAUACUCUGGGUAUCGACUGUUCGGAUGGACUUAUUUCGGACACCGGGGAAUUCUACGUGUACCUGAUCCAAAAUACGCCUCCAGUCUUUCUUAAUUUACAAAACUCGACAUCCAUUUCGACGACCGACCAGAUAGGAACGACGGCGUUCCACGUGCUCGUGUAUGACGCCGAGGAUGACGACCUCACGUUCACCAUGACGUGCAUGCCCGCCAGCUGCCCAUUCCAGAUUUUCAACUGUACGUAUUCGCCGAUCAUUACUAUUCCGUAA